AGCUCCAUCUAACACCGACUCACCGCUGCAUCUUCUACCGGCAACGUGGCAGCACUCAGCUCUGCAAAGUUUCCCUUUCCCACAUGACACCUAGUACCUACUAUCCGAGGAUCCGUUAGUCAUGUGGAAAUAAAGCAGAAACAAGGAUGUGUUUUCUGUCUCAGUGAUCCUAAACAUGGACGUGAUCUCCUCUCCAGCAGUCGUCAGCUGUCAGCCUGCUCAGGGCGGGAUCCCGUGUUUACUGUAAGGACAUGAAGCGUUCUGCACACCCUUUCUUUGAGUGCUGUGCUUGUGUUUUGAAAGGCUGAUCCUGUGAGGAGGGGGUCCUCAUGGAUCACAGAGGUCCCCCCCGGAAUGACUCUGGCCGUCACUCCCAAAGAUCCAAAGACAGAGAGGAUUACAGGUACCCUCAGCAGGACAGGGAGCAGAGCCACACCCCAGCCCCCCUCCCCAGAGAGAGGGACCGGCACUGGGCUCAGGACCCCCGCUACAGGGCUCAGUUCAGCAGCCCUCCUGCCAGAGCGGAGCCGUAUCCUCACAACAACCAGCAGUAUCCUUAUGGCUACACUCUUCCGGAACACCAGAGAGCCCAGUCCAGGCAUGGGUAUGACUACCCCCCCCAUGGCCACUGGGACUACAGAGAUCACUAUGGUUACUAUGAGCAGGACUACUACAGAGGACAGCAGGGACCACAAGAUGCUGGACAGUGGGGGCCCCAAGACCCCUGGAGAACGGGCCCUUCUCAAGACAGAACAAACAAGCAGGAACCCUCAGGGAGCGCCUACAGCGAGGAGCACAUAUAUGACCACGGCAGAGAAAACCCCCAGCAUCACCUCAAUGACUACGAGGAUAACAAUCCCUCCAGAGACAACGAAGAGCUUUCCUCCUAUUACCAGGGGACGUUAGAGAGCUCCAAACACUCCGGCCUAUCCUCCAGCAGCUACGAGCUGAGUCAGUACAUCAACGGAGCGGACCCCAGGGAGGCGGCCCCUCAGUCCCUCCUCACAGCUGGUCACUCAG
Messenger RNA from Notothenia coriiceps (black rockcod), 1020 nucleotides. Its product is annotated as protein transport protein Sec16B-like. The annotation marks the transcript as partial. The transcript is spliced from 5 exons. The record is from RefSeq and is a predicted model, not a curated record. Lineage: Eukaryota; Metazoa; Chordata; Actinopteri; Perciformes; Nototheniidae.